AUGGCUCACAUUGCACCCCUGGCUCAGCCCAUUACCCUCAAACUAUCCGGAAAGGUGAUCAAAAAUCGUCUUUAUCGUACUCCUCUCAGUGAAUACGCUUCCACCUACGACGAAGAUAAUGUUGAGAAUUGCGAGCUUGCUGAUGGUGGUGCUGGCCUCAUCUGCACCGGCAACAUCCCAAUUCAUCGCGACAACCUCGAGAAUUACAACAACGCCGUCCUCGAUAUCAACAACCCCUGGGAUCCCGUGGAGGCAUUCCGUCCUGCUGUGCAAGCAGCCAAAUCCCAAGGCGCGCUUUUCCUCCCACAGCUGCAAUUCCCCGGCCGGCAGGUACCCGAAUUUUUGAACGCCAACCCCAAGUCUUCUUCGAACGAGCAAUUGCCACCUUGCUUGAAUAAGACAUACGGGAAGCCGAGUCCGUUGACCAAGGCCGAGAUUGAGGAUUUGAAGAGGCGCUAUGUGUGGGCUGCAGAAGUUCUCGCUAAGGCUGGAGCAGAUGGGAUCAUUCUGCACGCCAGCCAUGGAUACAUCAUGCAGCAGUUCCUGUCUCCUUUGAUCAAUAAACGAACCGAUGAGUAUGGCGGAACCCUCGAAAAUCGCGCCCGGUUCAUCCUCGAAGUCGUAAACGCCAUCAAGGAGAAGCUUCCAUCGGACAUAUUUGUCAUUACUGCUAAGCUGAACUGCCAAGAUUUUAUCGAGGGAGGUACAAGCUUUGCUGAACAGUGUGUCGUCAUCAAGUGGCUUGAGGAUGCGGGCGUUGACUUUUUCGACAUUUCUGGCGGAACUUACGCCUCGCCUGCGUGGAGAGGGAACAUCAUGGAGGAACUUGCAGAGCGACCCUCACAAAAAGAAAGGGGAAGCUACUUCAUCGAAUGGGCCCAAGAGAUGAAAAAAGUAUUAUCGAGGGCCGUGAUUGGCACUACUGGAGGUUGGAGAGAUAGUCAUCGAAUGUCAGAAGCGGUUGAGAAGGGAGAUAUCGACAUGAUUGGACUGGGAAGACCUCUUCGAGAGGAUCCGUUUUUCGUGAACAAGGUACUUCGCGGUGAGGUGAGAAAGAGUAACCUGUAA
Molecule: messenger RNA, 1068 nt
Organism: Penicillium subrubescens
Lineage: Eukaryota; Fungi; Ascomycota; Eurotiomycetes; Eurotiales; Aspergillaceae
Exons: 8
Coding region: 1-1068 (355 amino acids)
Molecular function (GO): oxidoreductase activity; FMN binding
Source: RefSeq, a predicted model, not a curated record